AUGGUCAACGCCACAGCAGGGCAUGAAAUACUGAGUUUCAUGGAUGCCUACUCCGGGUACAACCAGAUCCCCAUGCAUCCAACCGACGAGGAGCAUACAUCCUUCAUAACCGACAGGGGCCUAUACUGCUACAAGCUCGGCAAAUCAAUGGAAGUCUACGUCGACGACAUGCUUGUGAAAAGUGCUAGGGCCAACCAACACAUCGACCACCUGGGUGAAAUGUUUGGUGUGUUAAGAAAAUACCACAUGAAGCUAAAUCCCCAAAAAUGCGCCUUUGGAGUUGGGUCAAGGAAGUUCCUUGGUUUCAUGGCAACAAACAAAUGCGUCCCAUUCUUUGAUGCUUUGAAAGGAAGUAGGCGUUUUGAGUGGACACCACAAUGUGAAGAGGCCUUCCAGAAAUUGAAGGAGCAUUUGGGCAAGCCCCCAGUCCUGUCAAAACCCCACCCCAACGAGGAGCUCAGCCUUUACCUCUCCGUGUCCCAGCACGCCAUAAGCUCCAUGUUAAUAAGGGAAGAAGAAAGGGUACAGUUACCAAUUUACUAUGUAAACAAAAGACUCCUCGACGCCGAGUCAAGAUAUACCGAGAUGGAACGCUUGGCCCUAGCCCUGAUGGGCCAAGCGCUGGCUGAGUUCUCCCAUAGACUGGCUCCCGCCGAGCCAGAAGAAAUCGAGAGUACAGAAUGGAAGCUCUACGUGGAUGGAGCGUCGAGUGACAACGGGUCAGGAGCCGACGUCUUAUUGAUCAGCCCAGAAGGCCACAAGAUCACCUCGGCGGUUCGAUUUAAAUUCAAAGCGUCAAACAAUGAGGCAGAAUACGAGGCGCUAAUUGCAGGGUUGCGAUUGGCCAGUCACCUAAAAAUUGAGAGGCUCAGCAUCUUUAACGACUCUCAACUGGUCGUGGGUCAAGUGAAAGAACAAUUCCAAGCACGCGGCAAGAAAAUGGGUGCGUACUUGAGGAAAAGACAUGAAUUCCAGCGCUUUUUCCUCCCUAUAGCUCUGAGGGAAGUACUGCUCAUUGAACAGGGUCUCAAACUGCUCCAGUACGCCACAAUUCCUAGAGCACCCCCAGAAAAUUUAACCUCCAUUCUCAGUCCAUGGCCCUUCGCCAAGUGGGGGGUUGACCUAAUCGGGCCAUUGCACCUUGCACCUGGGGGGUUUAAAUUUGCCAUCGUCGCGGUAGAUUACUACACAAAGUGGGCAGAGGCAAAGGCUCUGACUACAACUACGAAAGCAGCCUGCACCAACUUCAUGUGGAACGACAUUGUGUGCAGGUUCGGGGUCCCCCACUCGAUUGUGUCCGACAAUGGGAAACAAUUCGAUAAUGCCUCAACACGAAGAUUCUGCGACAGCGUGGGCAUUCGAAAGGAUUUCUCGGCGCCGAUACACCCGCAAUCUAACGGGCAAGUCGAAGCAGUCAAUAAAAUAUUAAAGUAUACCCUGAAGAAGAAGCUCGACAAUCUAAAGGGAAAAUGGGCCGAGGAACUCCCCAAGGUCUUGUGGGCAUACAGAACGACGAGCCGAAGCACCACGGGCGAAACACCCUUCUCCAUGGCAUAUGGCGUCGAGGCGGUACUGCCCAUAGAAAUUAAGACGCCGACUCUAAGAACUGUGGUCUACAACGGUGACGGUAAUACGUAA
This is a messenger RNA of Morus notabilis, 1638 nucleotides long. RefSeq lists its product as uncharacterized. NCBI's taxonomy places the organism in Eukaryota, Viridiplantae, Streptophyta, Magnoliopsida, Rosales, Moraceae. Bases 1 to 1638 code for a protein of 545 amino acids. Gene Ontology annotation, molecular function: RNA-DNA hybrid ribonuclease activity; nucleic acid binding. The transcript is spliced from 6 exons. Gene Ontology annotation, biological process: DNA integration. The record is from RefSeq and is a predicted model, not a curated record.